Molecule: messenger RNA, 888 nt
Organism: Marmota flaviventris (yellow-bellied marmot)
Lineage: Eukaryota; Metazoa; Chordata; Mammalia; Rodentia; Sciuridae
Product: glycine N-acyltransferase-like protein Keg1
Cellular component (GO): mitochondrion
Molecular function (GO): glycine N-acyltransferase activity
Source: RefSeq, a predicted model, not a curated record
AUGCUCCACUUGCAGGGUCCACAGAUGCUGCAGCUGCUGGAGAAGUCCUUGCUGAAGCACCUCCCUGAGUCCUUAAAGGUGUAUGGAACUGUCUUCCACAUAAACCAGGGGAACCCAUUCAAGCUUAAGGCCCUGGUGGACAAAUGGCCUGAUUUUAAUACUCUGGUUAUUCGUCCUGAGGAGCAGGAAAUGACAGAUGACCUUGAUCACUACACUAAUACUUACCAGAUCUAUUCCAAGGAUCCCAAGAACUGUCAGGAAUUCCUUAGCUCACCGGAAGUCAUCAACUGGAAGCAACACUUUCAGAUUCAAAGCUUACAGGCCAGCCUGGAUAAGGUGAUAAAAAACCUUGUAGCCAUUCAUUCGGGCCAAGUCAAGCACACACAAUGCUUUCUCUACUUGGUACAUGACACAGCAAAGAAACUGGCUCCUUCGCUGCUGGAUGGAAAGAACGCAUCUCCCGAUGGUGACAAAUCCAAGUCCCUCGACCAAGAGAUGUUUAAACACUCAACCCUGGAUAUUACCCAUGCUGCCUUGGUGAAUAAAUUCUGGUAUUUUGGUGGCAAUGAAAGAAGUCAGAGAUUCAUUGAGCGCUGUAUCCGGACCUUCCCCAGCUUCUGUCUGCUGGGGCCUGAGGGGACCCCUGUGAGCUGGACCAUGAUGGACCAGACUGGAGAGCUGCGAAUAGGAGCUACUGUGCCUGAGUACCGAGGUCAAAGUCUCCUUUAUCACAUCGCCAGAUGCCAGAUCCAGACUCUGGGAAAACUUGGCUUCCCCAUGUAUGCUCAUGUGGACAAGGCCAACCACAUCACACAACGAGUGACCCUCAGGCUGGGUAAUAUCCCCAUGCCCUGUGACUGGAACCAGUGGAACUAUGUGCCUCUGUGA